Molecule: messenger RNA, 852 nt
Organism: Anthostomella pinea
Lineage: Eukaryota; Fungi; Ascomycota; Sordariomycetes; Xylariales; Xylariaceae
Source: the annotation of a GenBank genome assembly
AUGGCAUCCAACACCGUCUACGUCAAGAAUAUCUCCGCCAAGACGGAGGAUAAGGAGAUCAAGGACUUCUUCAGCUUCUGCGGCAAGAUCACCGACAUCAAGGUCACCCCCGGCGAGAGCGACACCAAAGAUGCCACCGUCACGUUCGAAAAGGAGACCGCUGCCAAGACCGCCCAGCUCCUGAACAACACUCAGCUCGGUACCCAGCAGAUCUCAGUCUCCCCUGCCGACGGCAAGACCGACGACGGUGCUCCGCACACCUCUAACGACGAGCGUGACUCCGACGAGAUCACCCAGGAAGAGAAGCCCCGAAGCCGCAUUCUGGCGGAGUACCUUGCUCACGGCUACGUCGUUGGCGAUGCUACCCUCCAGCGUGCCAUCGAGCUCGACACCAAGCACGGCGUCACCAACCGCUUCAUGACCACCCUGAACAACCUCGAUCAGAAAUAUCAUGCCACCGACCGUGCCAAGGCGACUGACCAGUCCUACGGUAUCAGCAACCGAGCCAACAGUCUCUUUGGAGGCCUCAGCUCGUACUUCGAGAAGGCUACGAGCUCCCCUACUGGCCAGAAGCUCGUCAACUUCUACACUGUCGGCCAGCGCCAAGUCCAAGAUAUUCACGCUGAGGCUCGUCGACUGGCAGACCUGAAGAAGGAUGAGCACGGAGGCAGCGCCUACAAGGCGUCAGGUCUAGAGCGCGUCUUCGGCAAGGAGGGAGAGCAGUCUGCUGCCGGAGGCAACACCGGGGCCUCCUCAGUCCCUGCGCCUGGUCCCAAGGCUGGCACGGCGGAAUCUACUCCCCUGGGCACAGGUGCUGACCCUGCGAAGGGCUCCGGAACCGAGAAGGCCUAG